AUGCUACCUAGUACUUUGGUUUCUUCUGUUUAUAAAACAUUAUCUAAAACAAAUCGACCCAUCUAUAAUUUAUUUAGACUUCAAAAGCCGAAAACAUUAGGAUGUCAGACUUACGCAACUCACAAAAGAUUUUACCGUCGUACAGAUAUUGUACAAAGUGACGACAAGUGGGAAGUAACCUUGGAUCAUAGGAGAUUAAAAACACCCAAUGGCCAAGUGUUAAAGCUAGGAAGUGAACAAUUAGCGAGGGCUAUAGCAGCAGAGUGGGAUGCGCAAAAUGAGAUUAUUGCACAACCAACAAUGCAUUUGACUGCUUUAUGCAAUACUGCGCUGGAUAAUCCUGGAAAAUUGACAUCACAUGAUAUUGCCAUAUAUUUAUUGGAGUACCUGAGCACAGACACUCUGCUUUUUCACUCAGAAGAAGAACAAGAAUUAUGUGAGUUGCAAGAAAAGAAAUGGGGGCCAGUCUUGGAUUGGUUUCAAAAAAGGUUUGGUGUCACUCAAGAAAUUUCAAGAAGAUUAGAACCUCCACCAGUCAGUAACCAAACUCGAGCGGUGUUAUCACGACAUUUUCUUUCCUAUGAUUUCCCAGCGCUAAAUGCUCUAUGCUUUGGGGCAGAAGCACUUAAAUCACCAAUGUUAAUGUUGGCGUGUAUGGAUCGGUAUUUAGAACCAAGAGAAGCCGUCAUGCUUGCUAGGCUCGAAGAGGAGUAUCAGUUACUGCGAUGGGGACGUGUACCAUGGGCCCACGAGCUAAACCAAGCAGAGCUGACUUCACGUGUGGCUGCAGCCUUACUCGUCAUACAGUCUUCUACCGAAAAACAUUUAGAAACAAUUAAGAGCCGAAGCGAACAAUCCAUU
Molecule: messenger RNA, 861 nt
Organism: Iphiclides podalirius (scarce swallowtail)
Lineage: Eukaryota; Metazoa; Arthropoda; Insecta; Lepidoptera; Papilionidae
Source: the annotation of a GenBank genome assembly